Molecule: messenger RNA, 2552 nt
Organism: Triticum aestivum (bread wheat)
Lineage: Eukaryota; Viridiplantae; Streptophyta; Magnoliopsida; Poales; Poaceae
Exons: 9
Coding region: 300-2114 (604 amino acids)
Biological process (GO): cytoskeleton organization; regulation of cell shape; regulation of transcription by RNA polymerase II
Cellular component (GO): nucleus
Molecular function (GO): protein binding
Source: RefSeq, a predicted model, not a curated record
UCAAAGAGUUCAAGCAAGGAAGAAUCUUCUCCUCCCAACUCCUCGCGCCACUCCGCCACCCUCCCUCCUCUCGUUCCCGCCGCCAGCCCGCCAUUGCCAUGGAUGGAUGAGCUUGCUUGUCUCGUCUCUGAGAAACCCAAAUCCCUCACGCGCACCACACCAUCAGACCCCCCGCUCCGCUAGCCUCCUGUCAGCACGCAUUGCAUUGAGCUCCUCUGCCCUCCUCAGCUCUAGCCUCUAGGGUCAUUGACUGCUAGCUCACCGGAGCGACCGAGGAAAAAAACCCAGCUGCCGUCCCCAUGAGCGGCGGCGGCUCGGGCGCGGCCUCGCCGGAGGUCGGGAGCGGCGACGAGUGGCUGCGCAUCUUCGACCGGGUCGCGGCGCUGCUGCCGCGGGUCGAGGAGCUCGCCGCGGACCGCGCGCGCAGCAGGACCCGCCAGGAGUCGUCGGAAGCCCGCGAGAACUCCCUCCAUGCCCGCCUCCUCCAGGCGGAUGCGAGCCGGAGGAGGUGGAAGGCGGCCUACACGGAGCUGCCUCCCGGUGCCAAUCCCAAGCUCGCCGAACUUCAAGAAAAUGACUUGGUGGAUUACAAAGCCUGUGAAGGGAUUAUUUAUGCCGGUGGCUCUGAUCCAGAGAUACAACAGGGGGGCUCCAGAAAUGACCAACAGUUCAGUCAGAACAACGAGGAUCAUGAGGACACCGCAAGAGACUUGAGAGCAGAACUAAAUAAACUGAAGCAAGCGUACAGGACAAUGAGCUCAAAAAAAGAUAGGGAGGUUUCUGAACUACUUGUAGUGCAGAAUUUCCUGUGGAACCAAUUGAGGACAAUGGACAAGGACAACACGGCGCUCCUUAAGAUGAAAGAAGUGGAGGCAGCUCAAGCUACUGAAGCAGCCCGAAAUAAGGAUGCUGAGAUUGACAGAUUGAGAGCAGAGGCUGCUAAUGCAAAAACAAGGGUACUGGUUCUUGAGGGUAAGCUGCUGGAAAUGCAUUCCUUGGUUAACGAGAAGAACGAUGAAAUACAAAAACUCAAAAGUGGCCAACCUAAGAGUCUGAAGUGCAAAUGCGCCUCUUGUGUAUCAAAUGAGACUAGUCAAAAGCGCAGGAAGCUUACCAAUGAGAUGCAUUUUGGACAGUGCACGACUACAAAAAAAAGCAAGGGUUGCAACUUCCCUGGUAUGCAUCCAUUGGCAAAAAAGAACCAAGUACCGUUGAAUUGUUGGUUGAUGCUGUUAGAGCAUGAAGAUUUUUACCGUUAUAUUCCUCAGUGUGGUGAUGAGGUUAUGUACUUGCCAGAGGGCCAUGAAGCAUAUCUUAAUGGAAUGCGGUUAUCUGAUAGUUGCCCAUGUGAUCGGAUCAAAGACCUUAAAGCUGUAGAGCUUUGUAGAAUUGAGGGUCUUGGUUAUUCAGCUUAUGGUGAAAGCUGUUGUACAUUAGCACUUAAAUUCAUUGAUGACACUUCAAGCGGAUUUGGCAAACAGUUUAUAAUCACAUUGCUUGAGCUGGCUGACUUUUCUGAUUUUCUUGUGGAAAGAACACGGUUUGAAGCUACUAUUGUGCAGAACUGGACUAUCAGAGAUAAGUGCAAAGUUUGGUGCAUGGAUGAUGGAGAGGGAGAACGAAGUUGGUGGGAGGGACAUGUGUUGGCAAUAACACCUGAUUCGCCUGAUUUUCCUGAGAGUCCAUGGCUUAAAUAUGCUAUACAGUUUUAUGAUGGUUCUGACUUUCUGUAUAGCCCCUGGGAGCUCCAUGCUGCUGGCCCAUUGGUUCCAUGGAAACAUCCACAUAUUGAUUCCAGUAUCAGGAAUAAACUGUUAUCAGCAAUGACCACUUUACAGAAAAUGUCUCACAAAAACCAGGAUUACUAUGGUGUUCUGAAGUUGGAUACUGUUGUAGGAGAAUCAGAUUUCAUAAACAGGUUUCCUGUCCAGUUUUCCAUCGAGGUGAUCAGGGCAAGACUGCAGAACGAUUACUACAGAACUCUGGAUGCUGUCCAACAUGAUGCGACUGUGAUGCUUGCCAAUGCCAAGUCUUGCUUCUCAAAGAGCUCUGUAAUGACCAAAAAGAUCCACAGGCUAUCAGAGUGGGUCAAUGAUAACAUUCAAUCGCUGUAGGGAAAGGUGCUGCUGUGCACUCCAUUGGCAUCCGUCCUUUUUUUCCCCACCUGAAUUUACCUAUCAGCCAGUGAGACGAUCCUUAGGUGUGUUACCUUUUGUUAGAGGAAUGCUCCAAAGUAGUUACACUGUUUGGGAGGAGAUGCAAAUUGAUGUUAACUAACAUCUCUGACCAUUUGGCCCCUUGUUGCCAUCAAGACAGCUUGAGAGUCUUGUUAGUAGAGAAGAUUCUAGCAGAAAAUGGUCUACCAGAUUGUUGGAUCUGUAUAGACCAUUGUCCUUUGUCAACCUAUAAAAAAGAAGGCGAAGAAAGCUUCAUCAGCAUCAACUAGAAGAAUAGGCGCGCCUUGCUGUGCCGAUGCCACAAACCUUUUUUCUUAACAUUUCAAUCAAUGAAAUACAUGUGAACUAACACUCAAUAUGCAUAUAAUUUGCAAC